Molecule: messenger RNA, 1233 nt
Organism: Aspergillus calidoustus
Lineage: Eukaryota; Fungi; Ascomycota; Eurotiomycetes; Eurotiales; Aspergillaceae
Source: the annotation of a GenBank genome assembly
AUGGUCUCCCUCUGGCCAUUCAAGGGCGAAGACUCCUCCCCAGCCUUCUUCGAAAAAACCCUCUCCACCCUCUCCGAGAAAAUCACCCGCGCAACCACCCGCCUCGACCUUCACCGCCAGCACGCCCGGCGCUUCAAGGCCCUCUGGACCCUCUACACCACCUUCGUUUACCUCCUCUACUCGAUUAUCCUCGCGCUUGUGCUCGGGUGGCAGAAUUGGGGGGUCAAGGAAUAUGCGGCGAUUGUUGGGGGGCCUGUUGUAAUCUACAUCGUCCGAGCCGGCGGCGCCAGAUACUACGAAUACCGAAUCAACAAUACGCAGCGAUAUCUGGAGAACCUGAACAAGCAGCGCGACGAGACGAUUGAGAAGCUGAAGGUCGCGACAAAGUACAACUCCACGCAGCAGCUGCUCGAGAAAUACGCCGGCGACUCACCGAAACAGCGGGGGAAGAGCGGCGACCAGAAACCGAAAAGUGAAGCGGGGAAACGAAAGCCUUCCCAACCGCAACAACCCUCGGAGCAGCGCACGGGCAUCCCGCCACCUCCCACUGCGAAUAUCCGUCGCCCGACGGCGCAGUCUCCGCCACAACAGCCUUCCUCUCCUUACCCGCCGCAGCAACAGCACAGUCCACAGUUACCGCCAAACCUGAAUGCACCCCUACCACCUGUACCACAAUCCGGUCCCCCCGGCCUCGACGAGCCAGGCUUCGCGCCAAACGCCUUCUCCGCACCGCAGCAGUACAUCAAGCACUCACGCUGGUACGACCGCCUCCUGGACGUCCUCCUCGGCGAAGACGAGACCCAGCCAAAGAACCGGAUUGUCCUCAUCUGCGGGACGUGUCGGCUUGUGAACGGACAGGCGCCGCCCGGCGUGAAAUCACUUGAAGAGCUCGGCCGCUGGCGGUGUGGAGGGUGUGGCGCGUGGAACGGGGAAGAGAGUGCGACGAAGAAAGUCCUAGCUGAUAUCAAGGCUGAGGCCGGGCCGGCGGUGGAAUCGGAUCCCGAGGCUGAAGGCGAUAUCGAGCACCGCUCUUCCGCGUCUACGGAUGACGGUGUGAUCGUUGCGAGGGAUGAGGAUGAGGAUGGAGAUGGCGAGCAGGAGCAGGGAAUUAUCGAGUCGCAGAGCUCGUCCGGGGCUGAGACGCCGAGUGGAGAGGUAGAUGUAGAGGAAGAAGAGCCGCAGAGUGCGCCGAGGACGAGAUCUCGGGUGCGGAGGCGCGGGCGGAAGGGGUGA